This is a messenger RNA of Choloepus didactylus (southern two-toed sloth), 1226 nucleotides long. Its product is annotated as activin receptor type-1C-like. Lineage: Eukaryota; Metazoa; Chordata; Mammalia; Pilosa; Megalonychidae. Gene Ontology annotation, biological process: cellular response to growth factor stimulus; protein phosphorylation; activin receptor signaling pathway. Gene Ontology annotation, cellular component: activin receptor complex; plasma membrane. The transcript is spliced from 2 exons. Gene Ontology annotation, molecular function: activin receptor activity, type I; ATP binding. The record is from RefSeq and is a predicted model, not a curated record.
AAGGGACAGAAAAGAGAUAGAUUGAAGGAAAAAUAACUUCAAAGGCAGAACCAUGGAAGCCAAAGUAUGGAGCAAAGACAGCCUGGGCCAGGAGAGUGGAUUCACCCAUGUAUGUCGAAAGGUUCUUCAACUUAUGAAGUGUCAGCUACUGAGAUACAUUCCAUAGAGCAGUUCCUCUACCUCUAAACCUGGGUCACACAUUGCAGAUAGCCAUGUCACCUAGCACAGGUGGUCCAGCUUUGGUCACCAUUCAUAGAGCGAAUGUUUCCCAGAAAGCACCAGGAUUGAAGUGUGUAUGUCUUUUGUGUGACUCUUCAAAUUUUACCUGCCAAACAGAAGGAGCAUAUUGGGCUUCAGUCAUGACAACCAACAGAAAAGAACAGGUGAUCAAGUCCUGUGUCUCUCUCCCAGAUUUAAAUGCACAAGUCUUCCAUCAUAGUUCCAACAACAUUACCAAAACUGAACACUGCUUCACAGACUUUUGCAACAACACAGCACUCUACCUUCGGACAGCAUCACCAAAUGCCCCAAAAUGAGGAUCCAUGGAAAUGACUGUUGUUAUUACUGUGCCAGUUUGCCUCUUGUCCUUAGCUGCAGUGCUGGCCAUAUGGGCAUGCCAAGGCCCGUAUUGCACACACAGAAAGAAAAAGGGACAGAAUGUGGAGGAACCACACUCUGAGUGCAAUCUGGUAAAGGCUAGAAAAACCCUUAAAGGUCUGAUUUACGAUGUGACUGCCUCUGGAUCUGGUUCUGAUAAUGGAACUUGGACUCAACUUUGGCUUAUAUCUGAAUAUCAUGAACUGGGCUCCUUACAUGACUAUCUGAACAGAAAUGUAGUGACAGUGGUUGGAAUGACCAAAAUGUCACUUUCAAUAGCUAGUGGUCUGGCUCACUUUCAAAUGGAGAUUGUCAGUACACAAGUUAAACCUGCUAUUGCUCAUCAAGAUAAAAAUUCAAAGAAUAUCUUAGUGAAAAAAUGUGCAACUUGUGCCAUAGAGACCUUGGGAAUGGGAAAAGGGAUGUUGCGUCGGCCCCUCUCCGUCCUCUCACCGGCAGGGGGAGCUCUGCCCAGCGCCGGCUGCGUGCUGCCCCGCCCCGCGCUCUGGGCGCUCUCUCCGCCCGCCCGCCCGGCGCCACGCCCGCCGGAGGCCGAGGGCCAGUCACCCGCUGGCCGGCGUCCCCUAGCCUCUGGCCGCCACGCCCCUGCCCCGCCGCGGGACCGGUAA